AGCCAGCCCGCGGCUCGGCCGCCGCGCCCCCCCAGGCCGCGCCCUCGGCCGCCGCGCCCCCCGGGGGGGCCGCGCGGCAGCAGCAUGGAGGGGUGGAAGAAGGCGCUCUUGGCCGCCGCGGGCGCGGGCGGAGUCGCCGCGGUGCUGUGGUACCUGCUGGCGGAGGAGGCGGAGGGGCAGGCGAGCGAGGACGGCGCCGCCGCGCCCGAGGGCGGCGACAAUAGGAAGAGCGGCCAGGGAGUUGUCGCGACCGGGGACGUGAGCAAAGACCAGGUGAUCCGGAUCCUGGGCGAUAUGGUCGCGUCUCAGGACCGCAUGAAGGUCCUCAUGAAGGACCUCAAGGCGAAGAUGCUGGCGAAGGACAUGGACUUCGCGGAGACUUACGAGCACGUCCGCUCCGUGCAGCCGGACGACCCCCUGGAGCGCCACGGCCUGUCCAUGUCGGACUUCGACGAGCUGGUGUCCAAGCACCAGAACGACCCGCAGGUCAUGCAAGGCAUCAUGCAGAUCAUGGGCAUGCCCGACGAGUCCAAGGUCGGGCAGGGGAAGCCGGUCGGCGAGGCGCAGGUGAUCGCCGUGCAUGCCUUCAUGCUGCAGGAGCUCGAGAAUCAGCUGAAGGAUUUCUCGAAGAUCGUCGGCCAGAAGGCUUGGGACAUGAAGACAGUGGCGUUGGCCUCCCAGGCAAUCGUCGCGGCCAAGGUGGAGCGGAAGUACGGCCUCACGUCGGAGGACAUCGAGGGCGCGGUUAUGCAGAACCGUCAGACCCUGGCCUCGAACGCCGAGUUCGCCGAGAUAAACCAGAAGAUGCAGGUCGCGAUGAGCAAGCUGAUGGGGGCUCCCGGGUGACGCAGCGGCCGGCCAGCCGCCUGCUCAACCGUUCCUGCUCCUGCAGAGGGGAGCAGGGAUUGGCACGCCGAGGUGGGUACGGCAAUAUUCUGGCACGGUGCUCAGUGAAGCAGGAUCCGCUUCGCUUCGACCGCCGAUCCGCCUCGACCAGCUCCCCGACGCGCGGCCCCCCCGCCGUCGGAGGGGAGCGCGGGCUCGGGAGAGGGAGGCCUCCCGGCAGGCCCGCGCGGCCGCGCGCAAUAGCCCUGCGCCGCGGCCCUUCACGCCUCGGGGUGGAGCCCGCGGGGCUUUGACGGGCUCGCGGCGUCGGAUGUCUGGGGGUCGCAUUCGGAGGUCGGCCAGUCGGCGGCUGGCACAGGGGCGGCAGCCCAGAACUUUUUUCGUGUGGCGGACAAGACAACAUCAGGUGGAUCGUCGUCUUGUGAUCGUUUUCUUAUUCGUUGUUUUGCCGACCGGCGCGGGCCCUCGCACUCCUCCCUCCCCCCCCAUGUAGUAGAUCUUGGCUGUGUUUAGCGCGUGUCUCAAGCAGGUGGGGUCUCUCUCCCCCAUAGGACGCAGGGCUGCAAACAGUCGCAGCAAGCAGAGGUCUGGAGUCUGGAGCCAGACCCCCCUCCCCUCCCCCGCCUUCCGCCCCAUGUCGAAGCGGCGA
Messenger RNA from Prorocentrum cordatum, 1495 nucleotides. Lineage: Eukaryota; Dinophyceae; Prorocentrales; Prorocentraceae. The record is from the annotation of a GenBank genome assembly.